Adineta steineri is the source of this 606-nucleotide messenger RNA. The record is from the annotation of a GenBank genome assembly. Lineage: Eukaryota; Metazoa; Rotifera; Eurotatoria; Adinetida; Adinetidae.
GCUGCUACACGAAAACUCAGUACACGUCGUUUGGCUAGUGUGAGUGUAGUUUGUAUAGCUGUAUUUUGGCUGCUGUUUCAUAUUCAUGCAUUAAUAUUCACGCAAAUUCUACAGUAUGGACCAAGCUAUUUUGUUUGUUAUUAUCAACCAGGAACAUACACUACAAUUAUGGCUUUCUAUAUGGUCCUGGUCAAUGGAAUUCUUCCACCUUUGUUGAUGGGAAUACUUGGACUUUGGACAGUGAGAAAUAUUCGUGGAGUUAAUCGUGGAAGACACCCUGAUAGUUUAACAAAUACUAGAACUAUGACAAUUGGUAGACCACGUAUUAUUCGAUCCAAAGAUCAACAACUUAUUCGAAUGUUAUUUGUGAAUAUUAUUUCUUACAUCACUUUUAAAUGUCCACUUACAAUCUUUCUUGUCUAUACACAAACUACGUUAAAUAAAGAGAAAAGCGCGGAACAAAACAUAAUUGAAUCAUCAAUUGUACAGUUAACAUACUUUUGGUAUUAUUUCGAUAAUGGCAUCAGUUGUUAUACAAAUUUAAUCGUAUCAAAAACUUUCCGUACAGAAUUAAAACGUAUUCUUUUGAAUGCUAAUCCUUUUUAA